This is a messenger RNA of Helianthus annuus (common sunflower), 1498 nucleotides long. RefSeq names its product WRKY transcription factor 22. Bases 108 to 1118 code for a protein of 336 amino acids. NCBI's taxonomy places the organism in Eukaryota, Viridiplantae, Streptophyta, Magnoliopsida, Asterales, Asteraceae. Gene Ontology annotation, biological process: regulation of DNA-templated transcription. The transcript has 3 exons. Gene Ontology annotation, cellular component: nucleus. The record is from RefSeq and is a predicted model, not a curated record. Gene Ontology annotation, molecular function: DNA-binding transcription factor activity; transcription cis-regulatory region binding.
UCCAUUUCCACCUCCAAUAUCCCUUCCACACCUUCUCUUUGCUUCUCUCUCUAAAAAAGUCAGCGCUUUGGUUUCUCUCUCUAAAAAACCCUGCAACAAGUCAAACAAUGGAGGUUGAUUGGGACUUGCAUGCGGUGGUCAGAGCCUGCUGCUCCACCACCACCACCACUUCCUCAACGGCGGCAACCACCACCACCAGCACCGGAACACCUCUUGCAUGGCCUGAACAUGCUUACACUCACCAAAGUAUAACCUUUCAUGAUGAGAAUAUUAUGGGUUUUUUCCCAGAUCCAUUUCAAACUAGAAAUGACAACAGUAUUGAACAGUUUUUAAACAAUCAUAACACCCCCCUAGAGUUUCAAAAGUUACAGAAGCCACCUCAGUCUCCACAGAGUUUGCCAAUCUCACCCCUCUCUGUUAUUGGAGGAUUACAAGAUCCACCCCUCAACCAUCAUCUUUACAACCAGCAGGAGCAGCAGAAACAACAGGGAAAACAACAAUCUUUUGGUUUAUCUAGAUGUACAACUUCUAAUGCACAGAGUACAAGGUCCAAAAAAAGGAAAAAUCAAAUGAAAAGGGUUUGUCAAGUUCCUGCUGAGGGAUUAUCUUCUGAUGUGUGGUCUUGGAGGAAAUAUGGUCAAAAACCCAUUAAAGGUUCUCCAUACCCAAGAGGAUAUUACAGAUGCAGCACUUCAAAGGGUUGUUUAGCCCGAAAACAAGUGGAGCGAAAUAGAUCCGACCCGGAUAUGUUCAUAGUCACCUACACCGGCGACCACAGCCACCCAGUUCCAACUCACCGGAAUUCAUUAGCCGGAAGCACCAGAAACAAACCCACCACCUCCGGCGGCGACGACACCACAACAAACAAACCCGUUUCAUCUCCGCCGGUUUCUCCGCCGACCAGCCACUCUCCGGCGACAGAAAAAACGGAGGAUAACGACAAUGAGAACGACAACGACAGCGAUGACGGCAACAACUUCGAUAUGGUAAUGGACGAAGACUUUUUCGAAGGAUUAGAUGAGAUUGUCGGAGUUAACUCCGUCGUUAUUCCGGCGAUAUCACCGUGGUUAUCAACCAAUGUAGCCACCACAAGCACCACCGCAGCUGGUGGAAGUUGACUUUGACAUUUUUUUAAAAGAGUGACGUAGGCAUGACGGAAGGAUACGCGUUUCUUCCUGCCGACUUUUUUAAUUGUUCAUGGCGUUUAUUUUUGUUUUUUUCUUUUACUUUUUACUUUUUUUUAGAGAGAGAGAGAGAGUAAAAAUAGGCUUUUGCAAAGAUAGUCUUGGAAGCAUAAAACGGGUUGUACGCUAUGCAUUGAGAAGUGUACAUUGGGUUGGCAAAUGUUUGUUGUUUCUUUAGGCAAAUGGGUAUCAAACCCUUUUGUGGGUUGAUGAAGAAUCUUGUCUAGUUACAAAGAACUUUUGUACAUGGUAGAAGAGUAUGAUUCUUUCAUAAUGAAGAAGAGUAUUGAAGAAAAAAGAUUUUGAUUGAUUCC